This is a messenger RNA of Brassica rapa (field mustard), 1518 nucleotides long. RefSeq names its product fasciclin-like arabinogalactan protein 10. Gene Ontology annotation, cellular component: plasma membrane. The record is from RefSeq and is a predicted model, not a curated record. Lineage: Eukaryota; Viridiplantae; Streptophyta; Magnoliopsida; Brassicales; Brassicaceae.
UAAGUGUAACGUUUAAACUCUUCUCACUUGUUUUAAACUCGUGUCUUCUCACACACAGUCUAGCUACACUUCCACUCAAUGGCGGCAUCACGAGUUUUGUGUCUCCUUGCAUUGACUCUAUCUCUCUUCGCCGUCAUUUACACCGUCUCCGGCCAUAACAUCACACAAAUUCUCUCCGAAUCGCCGGAAUAUUCCUCCUUCAACAGCUACCUUUCCCAAACAAAGCUCAACGACGAGAUCAACAGCCGCACUACCAUAACGAUCCUUGUCCUCAACAAUGACGUGAUGUCUUCCCUCGCAGGAAAACAUCCACUCUCCGUCGUCAAAACUGCUCUCAGCCUCCUCGUCCUCCUUGAUUACUACGAUCCCCUUAAGCUCCAUAAGAUCUCUCAAGGCACCACACUUACCACCACGCUUUACCAAACAACCGGUCGAGCUGCCGGAAACCUAGGGUUCGUCAACGUCACUGAUCUCAAAGGAGGCAAAGUCGGCUUUGGCUCUGCCGCUCCUGGUUCCAAACUUGGUGCCAACUACACCAAAUCCGUUAAACAAAUACCUUACAACAUAUCCGUUCUUGAGAUCAACGCUCCGAUCAUCGCUCCAGGAAUCUUAACCGCACCAGCUCCCUCCAACAACAUGACCGAACUUCUUGAGAAAGCUGGUUGUAAGAUAUUUGCUAGUAUGCUUCUCUCGAGCGGUGUGGUUAAAACCUACGAAUCCACGGUCGAAAAAGGUUUGACCGUUUUUGCACCGUCCGACGAAGGUUUCAAAGCCGAAAGUGCACCAGAUCUGACGAAGCUCACACAAGCUGAGGUGGUCUCGCUCCUAGAGUAUCACGCCCUAGCGGAAUACAAACCCAAAGGCUCAUUGAAGAUCAACAAAAAUGUAAUCUCCACGCUAGCCACUAACGGUGCCGGAAAAUAUGAUUUAACGACGUCAACUUCCGGUGACGAAGUUAUCCUUCACACUGGCGUUGGUCCGUCGAGAGUUGCUGACACAGUGGUUGAUGAGACACCCCUUGUAGUAUUCAAGGUGGAUAAAGUCCUCCUCCCCAUAGAGCUCUUCGGAAAAUCUCCAUCUCCGGCGCCCGAACCAGUGAGCACACCGACACCAACGCCGUCGGCUAAGUCUCUGUCUCCGACUCCUACUAAGUCACCGUCUCCAAGGAAAGAACCGUCACCGGUCGCAGCUUCUCCACCGGCACCUCCUGUUGAUGAACCUUCGGAAGAAGCUCCGUCAGACUCGCCAACAAGUUCAGAGAACAUCCGUGCAAAAAACGCAGCGUUUCACGUGAAUACCCAUGCGUACUUCACCGCAAUGGUCACUCUUGCGGCCACAUCCCUAUUCCUAUAGAAAAUCUCUUGCAACUUCUUAUUAUAUUACGCAGACUGUCGCUCCACUUUGUUGUUUUUUUUGGUAUUAUAUUCUGUUUAGCUUUCAUUUUCAUUUGUGAGUUUGUGGCUUUGUAGUACUGGUGUACUGUUGGAACGUUGAGAUCUAUUCUAGCUAAUUUUUGUA